Messenger RNA from Diatraea saccharalis (sugarcane borer), 5213 nucleotides. The record is from the annotation of a GenBank genome assembly. NCBI's taxonomy places the organism in Eukaryota, Metazoa, Arthropoda, Insecta, Lepidoptera, Crambidae.
GAAAAUGGUUGACGAGUGGUUGACGAAGGAAAUCCUUGGACUGCUUUUUUCAUUGUAAUUCUUGUGUAAAUAAAAUUGUGGUGUUUAUUCAGUGAUAACUACUUAAAUGUGUAUAGUUUGUAUCUAUUAAAAUUAUAAUGUCAAAUAGCACAAUUGAAAGAAAACUAAAGGGAUUAGAAGAACGCUUUGAAAAGGAAAUGCGUAUCCACAGAGAGGAUGGCAUCCUCAAUCAAGGUGGACUUGGUUCCAGGCCCGGGAGCAGUCGGAGACCACGGCCUCCUGCUAUGUUCUCAAAUAGAGAGAUACCAGCAUUCCCACCGCGGUCACCGCAAGCUACAGAGACCGAACAUCGAAUGAGAGAAGUAUAUAAGGUUAGCGGCAAGUUAAAUGUGAAUGGAAAAGAAUAUCGUUCUCAUGUUGAUGAUCUACAGCAUUUGGGUGAGCUGGGCAGCGGCACUUGUGGACAUGUUGUGAAGAUGCUGCACAAGCCCUCCGAUACAGUUAUAGCAGUCAAGCAAAUGCGUCGUUCCGGCAACUCUGAAGAGACCAAGCGCAUACUCAUGGACUUGGACGUGGUGGUGAGGUCGCACGGGUGUCCGUACAUAGUGCGGUGUCUCGGCUGCUUCGUCACCGACGCUGACGUGUGGAUCUGCAUGGAGCUGAUGGCGUCUUGUUUUGACAAGCUACUUAAAAGAUUAGGAGCGCCCAUACCGGAGGCUAUAUUGGGGAAGGUCACUGUUGCGACGGUGAAGGCGUUGUCGUAUUUAAAAGACGAGCACGGCGUGAUCCACCGCGACGUGAAGCCGAGCAACAUCCUGCUGGACGAGUGCGGUAACGUGAAGCUCUGCGACUUCGGUAUCAGCGGCCGCCUGGUCGACUCCAAGGCGAAGACAAGGAGCGCCGGCUGCGCAGCUUAUAUGGCACCGGAGCGCAUCGAUCCGCCGGACCCCACGCGGCCUGAUUAUGACAUACGAGCGGACGUUUGGUCGCUGGGCAUCUCGCUCGUGGAACUAGCUACGGGCGUAUUCCCGUACAGAGACUGUCAGAACGACUUCGAGGUCCUCACCAGGGUAAUAGCAGAUGAUCCGCCUCAGUUGCCAGAUACCAGUGAUUUUUCACCAGAGUUCAAAUCGUUUGUAUCACAGUGCCUAACAAAGAACUAUCGACAUAGACCAAAGUACGUGAAACUUCUAGAACACCCUUUUGUAGUGAAUUCGUCGCGGAAUAACGUAUCGGUAGGCGCGUGGUACGCUUCGUUACCGUUGCCGGAGCAAGCGCGGCCGCAGCCGAGUGCGGGGUUGACGAGGAUAGACGGGGCGAGUAUGAGGAUAGAUGCCGCCAAUAUGAGGAUAGAGGGGGGGAUAGCGACACAGCCCGUGGAGGCGCCCUCCACCCCACAGCCUGUGAGAAAUUUCGUCACAAGCGCGCAUCAUUGGACGCCUGAACAAGCGACUCCUACUCCCGCAAGGGCGUGGUGGGCGGCGGGAGGCGCGGGGGGCAGCAGUUCCCAGCCAGCCAGUCUAGAGGCAGAUCUGUCUUCACACUCGCCUUACCCACGCCGGAGAACGUUCGAUACGUGCGCAUCCCCACCACCGCCUGUCAGAAGGGUCUCAGCAGACAGCAGGUGGCGAGCUUCACCACAGAGUUCUGGCAACACUAGUCCCAUAGUACUGCAGCGAUUUUACCAUCAAAACCAACAAAGGCGUUCCCGAGCUGAUCUACACGCCGCACCGAGACACAGAAGUUUAAGUAGAGAACACAGUACGGGACGGUCUCCGGAGCCGCCGCCCAGAACUAGCAGACAGCAUCAGAUGUUGGGACAUGAUAAUACACAUACACUCGCGAACGGAACCGCAGAUUCUGAACCGAGCUCGUUACACGAGAGGCUGCAUCCCGCGUCGCCCCUACUGCUCAAUAACGACAAGGGUUGCGAAGGCCGAAGUCAAAGUUUGACACGUGCUGAACUACGCAACGGAUUCCAUGCGGAACCGCCGCCGCCGAGGCUCCACCACGACGAUCAGGGUCAGUGCCCGCCACUACACUCGCAACACUCGACCACCAACACUCACUACACUCGUAACACUCGCGACACUCGCGCGCACACGCUCCAGUCGUUUCCAGAUAACAGCAUAGUCGCUAGCCUUAUUAGGAAGUAUGAAAUAAACACUAAAGGCUAGCGGAAAUUAAUAUUUCUGUACAAGAAGUGAUUAUUAUUAUUUAUUUCUAGUCAAUGGGAUGCUUUAAGGAAUAUACAUGGUUGAAUAAUUAACAGCACCACGUCGAAUAAAAAGUUAUCUGGGCGAUUUGCGUAUGCGCACGAUUCGGUUUAAACAGAAUUAAUUGAUAAAUGAACAAGUUACACAGACUUUUUAUCCAAUCACAACUGUAGCGAUUACAAUUUGAUUUGAUAUUGAAUUGUUGCGUCUAGUCAAUUAUGUUUAUGAUUAAUGUCAUACUGAUAAAAUUCGGCUAGAGUUGAGUUUUUAAUUCGACAGGAUUUUUCACAGAUUAAACGAAAUCGUGUGAGAUUAAAAAAUAUUACAGGUAAAGUCUAUAUUAUAGUUUUUUUUUAAAUACUAUCAAUAAUUAUUUCUCCAAAUGUACAGAGCACAUGCAAGCUUAACACGUGAAGCAAAUUUUAUAGCUGUUUUAGCGCGAUUGUGGUUGACCAAUUUCGUUUCGUCAGUUCGUUCAGUUUUACCCGAUUUAAACGAAUUUUAGGCAUUUGAAACAUGCUUGUAUAAAAACAGUAAAUAAAUCGAAGUUAACCGAAGUUUUAAUUUAUAAAUGACAAUAAAAAGCUAUUUUUGUUUGUACUGUCAAGUUAAAAAAAUAUUCAUUAUACUCUAUGAUUCAGUUACGAUAUAUCAUACGUAGGAAAUGUCGAUAAAUACUCGAAAAUAAUUUUCAUAUAAAGAUAUUUCGAUUAAAGUACACCAAGGCUUGUGUUUAUAUUUAGUUAUAUACCGGGAUUGGAACGGCUUAAAGGAUUCGCAUCCAAGUCCUUUUCAUUUGCAAACAAUAUUUUAUUUCGUGAUAUCAGUCUGCUCCGUCGAAUUACAAACUCUUCUAUAUUUGUAAGCAAUACAGAAAUGAAUACAUGUUGGUAACUGCAUUAUUUUCGGGUUCGAUUCCCGAAUGGGGGGAAUUUUCAGUUCCUAUUUUUCUUAGUAUACAAAAUUAUAAAAUCAUAUCCUAAAUUAAGACAAUAGUCGUCAAUAUUUGUAUAUGUAAACAAAGUGAUAUUGCCUCUAAAAUGUUGUUAUUGUUUUGAAAACAAAUAUUUAAACAAGUUAUUUAUUACUAAUGAUGGAUUGGUUCAGAAUAUUAAACUUUCAACUUUGAAAGAAGUUCCACUUCAAAAAUAGUAUAGAUUUUAAUUUUAUAUUUUAAUGUGUAAAAAGUCCAAAGUAGUUUCAAUUUUAAUUGUUCUGUGUAGAGUAUAUAUUUGUAUGACUAAGGAGGGCAGCCAGCCUAAGAACAGCAUAUGAGAUUAUUCGGAGACGCUGCGCUUGCCACUCGCGUCUCACCGCUGUAUACGUCACAAGGCCUGUGGAACGAUUAUGGCGAUGCUCCCAAACAUAAUGCAUAUACAUUAUAUAAACUGGCAUCUAAUAAAUAUGUUAAAUCUGGUAAAGAUCUAUAUCGAUUCUCUGAUCAAAUCUUUUAUUCGUAUCAAAUGAAAAGUUCAUAUUAUAAUCACGUGACAGCAGAUUUGAUUGAUAAAUGUAAGCGAGUUCCUGUAUUUUUGUUAAAUAAAACUAUUAUUACAAAAUACAAAAGGUUUUUAAUCACUAUAUAGAUUUAUUGUAAUUAAUGAAACUCAACAUCCAUUAGCAUGAGAUAAUGUUUUGACGUUGUGUUUUACUUACUUUGAUCGUUCAUCUAACCACAAUCGUUCCACAAAAUCAUCUCCCGUAUCAUACGAUCAUGUCUUCUGUGUUUCACGUUCCCCCUUCCACUGUAAAUGUCGAAACAAUGGAGCCUUUCCAUAGACAAAAUGGGAGCUUUAGACGCGUAUCCUGUGCGCUUCGCAGAUACUCUGCUUCGCUCGACUGAACACGAACCGAGUAUAAAAAAUGAACUGUAGAUACUCUAUCGCUGUAAAUGAAUCACUCUGUGAGCUACAACUAACACCACGUGUGCAGCAACGACGAAUCAAACGUAACAUUUGAAAUAUCACACUUAUCACAAUGACAUAAAGCAUCGAAUAUGUUACGUUUGGUAUGUCGUUCGAUGCUUUUUAAACUCUUCUCAAAUUGUUGUUGUAUUACAGACUGUUCGUGAACAUAUUAUAUGUGUAUUUUUGUCAUGUAUUGGCGACAUAUUUGAUCCAAUAUUAAACUGUUCAUGAGUUGUUCGCUUUCUCGUGAAUUUUGUUUGUCAUCGAUAAGUUUGUAUUGGUUUUGUUUGUCAAAUGUUUGCGCCAAUUCAUCACCUAUGCUUUGCCGCUGUCCCUCACACGCCCCACCAUCGCCUGCCCAUUGUCGCCUUGUCACAUGCCUCACUACACUAAACAUGACUCUAAGACGCCAUUUGGGUUCGUGGGGCAAACAUUUAGCCUGAUGCUAUUAGCAGAAUAUUUUUAGUCGUAUUUGCUUUCUAUAAAUAUAGAAUUUGUAUUUCUAUUCGCUUAAGGAUCAAUAUUAAAUUGUUUUGUACUUAUUCUUAUAUUUUCCUUAUUAUAAUGAAAUAUAGGACAAUAAAUAAUAGUAUUGGGUAAAUGGUUAAGGCUUGUAGUAGCCAGGUGUGACCGGGGCGCUCAUUACCAUACCAUCACACGGUGUCGCUUCGCUGUCUCCCUCUAACAUUAACGGCCAGGCAUAUGACUCGAACGUGUCGUUUCUUCGGUUCUUAUUACACGGGAACGCCUUAUAAUGGCGUGGACUGUAAAUAUAAAGACGACGUAUUUAAUAAAUUUGUAACUUUCUUAUCAUUUUGUUUAUUUUUUUCGUAUAGUUAUCACAGUAUUUUCGAAACUAUCACAUUUGGAUGUAUAUAUAGAGCAAGUUAUCGAAUCGGCACACGUUUCCAUAAAUCUUACAAUUUUUUUUUAAUCGAUGUCGAUUAAAAGUUAUACAGUAAACUUGCAGAGUUAUUAGUCUAGUUUCCGAUAUCUGAAAAACAAACCGUACAAGUGUCAUGUUAUUAUUUUUCGUAGAAAGUAAAAGAAGUUUUGUAACGAGAUUAGAGAGAAAAUACUCCUUAUUAUA